CAGAGGAGCCAUGGCGGAUUUCGCAGUUGAUUUGCUGAAACUUACCCCAGCUAACGAGAGCAUGGUCAUGUCUCCAUUGUCUCUGAUCGCUGCAUUGGCUGUGCUUGAACGAGGAGCUAAUGGAAUUACAAAGAACGAAAUCACUGACGCCUUAAAAAGACAAUCCGAAAAUGACGUUUCUGAACUAUUAAAGAAGCUUGAUGCUGCAGAUGGUGUCGCAAUGGCAGUGGCUACUAAGCUUUUUCUAGCUCUGGGUAUGGAAAUUCGCCAAGAUUACAAUGACUCCAUCCAGAAAGAUUACAAAGUUGCUGCUGAACGUCUUGAUUUUAAAGACAAAGAUCGUACUAUUGAGAUAGUCAACAAUUUUGUGUCGGAAGCAACCCGGGAAAUGAUUCCAAAAUUGCUGGAAGACGACUAUUAUCGCCCAGAAACUCGUGCUUUUCUGAUAAAUGCCGUUUACUUCAAAGGACUGUGGUCGACGCCAUUCUCAUCCGAUUCGACUCGUGAGGAGACAUUUCACGGCAUAAAGGGCGAUCGGGAGGAAUCAUUCAUGAGCUAUCACAGGCUGCGAGGCUGUCGUUAUUACAAGGAAGACGAUGCGGAACUCUUGACACUACCAUAUAAGGACAAAGAAUAUGAAUUUGUUAUUUUCCUUCCCGCAGAAAGCAAAUUCGAGGGCUUCCGGGGCGGCCUAAGUGGCGAAAUCCUGAAAAAGUUGCAUAAAAAUGCAAGAAGAGACCGCGUUAAUGUGACCAUUCCAAAGUUCAAAAUCUCAUCUGAACCGCCAAUGAAGAAAAUGCUGCAACAACUUGGUAUCAGCCAGCUCUUUAGUGAGAAUUGUGAUCUGAAAGGUGUAUCCGACAAGGAAACUCUUUAUGUUGACGAUGUCAUACAUAAAGCUGUUGUCGAGGUAAAUGAAGAGGGCACAGAAGCUGCAGCAGUAACUGGAGCAACGAUGAUGCUGACAAGCAUGCCAAUGGAUGAACCCAUCGAUUUCCGCGCGGAUCGUCCAUUUGUUUAUGGAAUCUACUGUGGUGAAGAACCGAUCUUUAUAGGGCAAUACUGUUAACAAUAGCAAUUGUUUCAUGAUUUCUCAGAAUUUUUAUGGUAAUGAGAUCCAGUUUGUGCUUUGUUCGUUGCAGGCAAGAAUUCUUAGUUUGCAAUUUCGAUCAUUCGGAUUUUACAAGCCAGAAACAUUCUCAACUUUCACAGUUUGCAUAUCUUGAUAUACAUAUUGUGCAGAUUUGUAAGGUUCUAAAUUUCAUGGAGAUAUAACUUGAGUC
This is a messenger RNA of Cylicocyclus nassatus, 1283 nucleotides long. The record is from the annotation of a GenBank genome assembly. Lineage: Eukaryota; Metazoa; Nematoda; Chromadorea; Rhabditida; Strongylidae.